GUAUGGCUCUACCAAAGUUUGAACUGUUGUCAUUGGCUGAUAAUACAGUCGGAUGGGGUCCAUUGGCGUCGAGUUCCUCUGCUGAUGAGCCUGUUCCAUUCCAACAAUUCAACAAGGCUGAUCGCAUCGGACGUGUUGCCGACUGGAUUGGUGUUGAUAGAUUCUAUAGAAGAGGAAAUGAGAGAUACAAUGAGCGUGUCUAUGGAUCCGCCGCCAACGCUGGAAGUCAGUUCGAUUACAUUCAUGGAAUGGAUGAGCAUAACUUCCAACUUGUUGACACUUCUAAACCAAUGGCUCGCAAUCCACAGCGCAACUUCCGUGUCCGCCAAAUGCAUCUUCGUAAGAUGAUGCAGAAAGAAAAUGAGAAGCGUGAGAUGGUGAACCAGUCAACGAAUUUGAGAAUGAAGAGAAGUAUCGCCAAGGAGCAACAACGUGCCUUCAAGAUGUGGCAACGUCGUGGAGGAAAUGCUCGUCAAGGACAACGCGGACAAGGUGGUCGAUUCGGAGGUGAUCGGCCGAAGGAACGUCUUCCAUCUGUUCAAGUUAGACCGGAAUGGGUUGUUCUUGAAGAAAUGAAUCUUAGUGCGUUUUCCAAACUUGCUCUUCCUAACAUCCCAGGAGGAGACGACAUUGGGGAUCACCAGUAUGGAAGUCUUCAAUACUAUGACAAGACUAUUGAUCGCGUUUCUGUGAAAAAUUCUAUUCCGCUUCAAAGAUGCGCUGGCGUGUUCUACAAUGUCACCACAACGGAAGAUCCUGUAAUUCAAGAACUUGCUCAAGGUGGUGCUGGAAAUGUUUUCGGAACAGACAUAAUUCUUGCUACUUUGAUGACUGCUCCUCGUUCGGUCUACUCGUGGGACAUUGUUGCCUACAGAGUCGGAGACAAACUUUUCUUCGAUAAGAGAAACACUAGAGAUAUUUUGAAUCCAGUUGAGACCCUUACUGUUUCCGAGACUAGUGCCGAACCACCAUCAUUCGACGGAAAUGGUAUCAACAAUGCCAAGGAUCUUGCGACCGAGGCAUUCUACAUUAACCAAAACUUCCGUCGUCAAGUCGUCAAGAGAAACGACGCAGGAUUCACCUUCAAGAAUGCUCGUGCUCCAUUCGAAGACGAGGAGACUGGAGAGUCAGGAACUGCUUACAAAUACCGUAAGUGGAAUCUUGGAAACGGAGUUGAUGGAAAACCAGUUGAGUUGGUUUGCCGUACAGAAUUGGAUGGAGUUAUUCACGGACUCGGAAAUGAGACUCAGACUCUUACAAUCAAGGCAUUCAACGAAUGGGAUAGCACACAAUCUGGAGGUGUCGACUGGAGAACAAAGCUUGAUGUUCAAAAGGGAGCCGUAAUGGCCACCGAAAUCAAGAACAACUCAGCUAAGGUUGCAAAGUGGACUCUGCAAGCACUUCUUGCCGGUUCCGACACAAUGAAGCUCGGAUAUGUGUCUCGUAACAAUGCACGCAGCACACAAAAUCAUUCUAUUCUACUCACCCAAUACGUAAAGCCAACGGAGUUUGCUAGCAACAUCGCCUUGAACAUGGAUAACUGCUGGGGAAUUCUUAGAUGCGUCAUUGACAGUUGUAUGAAGCAAAAACCAGGAAAGUACUUGUUGAUGAAGGAUCCACAAUCUCCGGUUAUCCGCCUUUAUUCGCUUCCAGAAGGAACUUUCGAAAGCGAGCGCGAGAGCUCCGACGAGGAGAACUCGGAUGACGAUCAAUAAAGUCCCCGGUUUCUGACAAUUUCUUGUAUUCGCUUUUCUAAUUAUUGUCUCUUGUUAAUUAAACUUGGUUCUGAUAAGAUAAACUUUAUUCAAA
Messenger RNA from Caenorhabditis elegans, 1809 nucleotides. RefSeq names its product Eukaryotic translation initiation factor 3 subunit D (gene eif-3.D). Gene Ontology annotation, biological process: cytoplasmic translational initiation; cap-dependent translational initiation; formation of cytoplasmic translation initiation complex. Bases 3 to 1715 code for a protein of 570 amino acids. The transcript has 4 exons. Gene Ontology annotation, cellular component: eukaryotic 48S preinitiation complex; cytoplasm; eukaryotic translation initiation factor 3 complex. Lineage: Eukaryota; Metazoa; Nematoda; Chromadorea; Rhabditida; Rhabditidae. The record is from RefSeq and is marked reviewed. Gene Ontology annotation, molecular function: translation initiation factor activity; RNA binding; mRNA cap binding.